CGUCUCAGUGUGAAAUGACAUCAGCUAAAUUAACAGUAUCGUGUUGACAAAGUGCUGUAACAGAUUUUAAACUCAGCUGAUUUUUACAGGUUCAACAGAUGAAACAACAGGAAAAGAGAAAUGAACAACAAUCAUUAGAAUAUUCAUUUGGAGUUUUCAUUCAUUUAUUUUUUUACGGUCGAUCAGGUUUGAUUGUUUAUCCAACCAGAACCGGAGGACAAGAUACGGAGCUAAGCCCCGCCCACACGUAGCUUUUAAUAUAACUGAGAAAUUAAAACAUAUUUCUGAGGUUUUCUCUCCGUAUUCUAACACAUUUAUGUAUCUGCUGACGUAUAAGGUUGUAAAAUGUGGAGAUUUCGCCAUUUAAGCGAAGAUAUAACGAUUAUUUUAGGCGUAACUACAGCUCCCGGCAGGCUCAAGCUGCCAGUGGCUUUUGGGAUAUAACCGCCCAGCUCGUGGAUUAUGGCCGAUCAGUCCUGAUUGACGUGCCCAUCGUCCAAUCAGAGGCGGCGCUGAAACAUACGGCCAACCCUGUGGCGCGGGGGGCGGGGCCGCAGAGGAGGGGGCAGGGCGCGAGGUAUCAUGGAGGAUCAGUAGGCAAACUGUGGCCGUCAGAGGAAAGCAGCGACCGCUCUGAUCCCGGGACUUUCUCAACAGUUUACCGCCCGCUUUUUAACCACCACACACGAAAUAUUUCAAGAUGGAGAUGAAGAAGAGGAUCAGUUUAGAGCUGCGGAACAGGAGCCCGGCGGAGGUAGCAGAGCUGGUGGUGGAUAACUGUCGCUCUGCUGACGGGGAGGUUGAAGGUCUGACGGACGAGUUCACGGAGCUCGAGUUCCUCAGUAUGGUCAACGUGGGUCUGAGCUCGCUGGCUAAACUGCCCUCACUGCCCAAACUACGCAAGUUGGAGCUGAGCGACAACAACCUGUCUGGUUCUCUGGAGACUCUGUCAGAAAAAUGUCCCAACCUGACCUACCUCAACCUGAGCGGGAACAAGAUCAAAGAGCUGAGCAAUGUGGAGGCGCUGCAAAACCUGAAGAGCCUGCAGAGUCUGGACCUGUUCAACUGUGAGAUCACGUCUCUGGAGGACUACAGGGAGAGCGUGUUCGAGCUGCUGCCUCAGGUAACUUACCUGGACGGCUUCGACCAGGAGGACAACGAGGCCCCCGACUCCGAGGCCGACGACGAAGAUGAGGAUGGCGAGGACGGGGCGGGGCCGACCGGCGACUACGAUGAGGAGGAUGAUGAAGAGGAGGAUGAGGACGGCUCAGAGGGAGGAGAGGUGGGACUGAGCUUUCAGGUGAACCAGGGCGAUCAGGUGGGCAACACAGGCUUCAGCCUGCAGGAGGACGACGAGGAUGAGGAAGACUAUGGAGAGGAGGAGGAGGAAGAGGAUCAGGCGGGCGUUCAGGGACAGAAGAGGAAGAGAGACGUGGACGACGAGGGCGAGGAUGACGACGACGACGAAGACGACUAGUCCUCCAGCCGACCGUCGUCUGUGUGUCGUCUGUCCUGUUUCUGUCCGUCUGUCCCGACCUCAGCUAGACAACAACAAACACUGCAGCAGCAACAACAACGGCGACGACAGGAACAGUGUGAUCUGAGAUAGUUCAUUUCAGUUUGUAAUAGAAUAUCACGUCUUUAUUUUUAGAUAAUAUAUUAAGAUUACAGAGAGAAGAUUUUAUCAGAACUUCACCUGUUCGUUCCCCCUUUAAGCUUCCCGCCUCUCCGGUAAGUUUGUCGUCUCUGAUCCUCGUCCGGAUGUCUCGCCGGCCGGCUGAAGUUUGGAACAUGGAAGUGACGUCUGUCGGGCUUCCUGUCAGAGAAAAACUACUUUCAGAUCCGAACCAGAUUUCAGUCUCUUUUGUCUCCAUGGUUGACUUUUUUCCUUCUGGCGGCUGCAGCUCCUGCUUUUAUGAAGCUGUUCAGAAGAACGAAUCCAAAAAAAACAGGUUUAUUUUUUACAAACUUCAGGGACGGGACGCUCUGCUCGCCAGGAACAAACAAUGAAAAAAAAAAGCUUCUGUUCUUCUGGAAAAUGUUGUAAACCAGCAGCUGAAGUCCUGAAGAGCUUCCUGACAUCGAUUCCUGAUGAAGUCGAGAGCAGAUUACAAGACUCAAGUCAACUGUUGUUUCUCUGUUCCAGACGCCAUGACGGUUUACAAACGCUAGAUUUGUAGUUGGACGAGUUAAACUCAAGGUUCACGUACUUUAACUACUCCUGAAGCUUCUGAACGCGUCUCGCAAACCUUUUCAGGUCAGGUGACAUCAGGUGACAUCGGGUGACGUCGGGUGACAUCAGGUCGUAACGCUGAUCUUUCCACAAGUCAAACUUGACUUAGAGCUGCAGCCGUUAGUUUAUUAAUCAGCUGAUCAGGAUUAAUUGGGAACAAUUUUUUCAUUUUUGACACAUUUUGACAAGUUUUUGACACAAAAAACAAAAUUUCCGGAGUCGUCGAUGAGACCGAGGUCUUCAAUUCUUCUCAACUGAAACUCAAAUAUUUAAUUGAAAAAGUAAUUUUCAGGUUAAUUGAUAAUAAUAAUCAGUUGGACUCUGAUCACAUUUAUGGCUGAAAGCUUCAGAAAUAGUUCAGUAAGUGAACCUUGAGUUCAGAGCUGCAACGAUUAGUUGCUGCCACGUUACUGUGAUGGAUCGACGUGUUUCAUGAUGAAACAGUCGGUGAUAAUUAAUCGUUAGCAGCUGAUCGUUGACGUUGGAUCUGCCUCCGAGCCGCCAGUUUCCUUUUUAAUCUCAACUCUGGAAAAACUUCAGAACCACCAAAGCGUGCAGCCGUCCGGAGCACAGACACGAAGAUUCAGAGUUAAACUGGACAGAAUCUUCACUCCUCGUCCUCGUCAGCCGCCAGCUGAAGUUUUUACUGUUUUACCUUCGACAGCAGGAAGAAGGAAGGAGCGUUCUCAGGAGUGCAGGCGCCGAGCCGCCGCCGCCGCCACUUUGUCUUUCUUUUUGGAUUUCUGAGCUUCGAACCAGACGGACAAUCGGCAUCAAACCUGCUUUACACUUUUAGAAAACAACUCGUCCUUCAGGUGUUCUGGAGGAUCAGAACCCGGUUCUUUCUGCAGCCAUAUCAGGAGAGCGCCCCCCCCCCCCCCCCCUUUUCAGGACCUCAGUGUGUCUAACACCCAAUCAGGGACCUCAUGUUUGUUUCCCCUCAGCGUGUUGAACUGAUCAGAAUCUUCCUUCACACAUCAAGUUUGAACAUUUUAGUCCGACAAACUGUCCCUGAACUGAAUGAAUAGUGAUCACAUUGACUCUUGUGUCUGUCACAUUUAGAUAUAUGCAGACCUGCUGUAGCUCAGGUCCCCAUAGAGAUACUACCAUAUUCCCAGUGUGUGUUUGAUUUAUUGUAGGGAUUUUACAGGGAAGAUUAGGGGGCGGGUGGGAGGAAAUAUUAGUUCUGAUGUGUUUUUGUUUUUUCAGUUUAACGGCGACACGUUUUUGACCCUGAAGAGCAGCUGUUGAUGUUUUUUAGUUUGUUAUGAAACCGAGCGGCUCGCCCCUCAAAACUGCCCGUCCCCUCAUGACCUUCAGACCGCCGCCGCCGCCGUGUCACACCUCAGGCUCCGCCUCCUCUAGUGGGCGUGGCCUUCUGACCAACCGAGCAGUUCAAAACCGAUCGACACUUAUGAUGCGUUCAGGUGCUCUUCAUCCUCUCGUGAAGCCAGUUUACCAGCAGGAAGGUUUCCAUCAGACAGAACACGCUCGACUCAAGGGCCACUUACUACAUUUCUUUCUUUUUUUUA
Thunnus maccoyii (southern bluefin tuna) is the source of this 3765-nucleotide messenger RNA. It is a transcript of the gene anp32e, whose product is annotated as acidic (leucine-rich) nuclear phosphoprotein 32 family, member E. Lineage: Eukaryota; Metazoa; Chordata; Actinopteri; Scombriformes; Scombridae. The coding region runs from base 701 to 1477 and encodes 258 amino acids. Gene Ontology annotation, molecular function: phosphatase inhibitor activity; histone binding. Gene Ontology annotation, biological process: regulation of apoptotic process. The record is from RefSeq and is a predicted model, not a curated record. The transcript has 8 exons. Gene Ontology annotation, cellular component: nucleus.